UCUCGACUCUCGUAUUUAGAAAGAAAAUAACGGUGGAAAAGCGGGAUAGGAAAAGUUUGCUUCCGCUUUGUAGGCGAUCUGCGCAUGUCUGGUAGACAGCGACGCUCUUCGAGUUGAGGAGUGUUAUUCGUUCGUUCUGGAGUGGGCUACAAACCGAUUUCCUGGAUAAUAUUACCAGCUACUACAGAUACAAGGAUCUGAUGGACUUAGAGUAUUCAGGUGUCUGACUUUCUCACCAUGGAAGGCUUGUGGGUGUUGUGUUUGGUGGCGACAUGGCUUAACACUGUUACAGGACAGCAAGUGAUCACGGUGCAGAACAUCAGAUUGGCUGGAGGGCCCAAUGCCAACUCCGGCAGGGUGGAGGUCCUGAUCGAUGGGACCUGGGGGACCGUCUGUGAUGAUCAGUGGGAUGACCUGGAUGCGGCUGUUGUGUGCAAGAUGCUUAAUUACAGGAACGGUGGUCAGGCGUUCCCACUGGCCAGGUAUGGACAGGGCGUUGGCCCCAUCCAUCUUGACGACGUCCAAUGUGACGGUGACGAGGAGCGGAUAGACCGGUGCAGGAUGACCACCAUCAGCAACUGCCUCCACAGUGAGGACGCCAGUGUCAUAUGUGACCCCAGUGGACCCGUCGUCGCCUCACCAACACCAGCAACGACGGAUCAACCACGGACAGUGGGCCCAGUGCCUGACAACUGUGUACCUGGAAGUGCUACAACCCGGCGGGUAAGACUCGUUGCCGCCGACAAUUUGCCGGGACGCGGUAUGGUCGAGGUGUUCAACGGUACAUACUGGGGCUCCGUCUGUGACGAUUUCUUCGACGAGAACGCAGCCAAAAUUGUCUGUGGGACCCUAUGCUUCAACACCACAUAUGCCCGUGCUGGAGCACCACCGGAAGCAAUAGGCCCGCCUCGUUCUGAAAUAGUACUGGAUGAUGUCCGAUGUGUCGGAAACGAGGCUCAGAUUCAAAACUGCGCAAACAAUGGUUGGGGAAAUCACAAUUGUGCACCCACGGAAAUCGCAUCGGUCACUUGCGUGAAUCUCCGCUUCAGACCUCCCGCUGAUCCGGUGCCGGUGCUGGAUUGUCGGGAUGGGUACCUGAUUGCCGCCUUCAGCAGUAUCCUGGACCCCAACCUGGAGGAGAAACAUCUGACCAUCCUUAACAGCACCUGUGUCCCUCUCAGGUCACAUGACAACAGCACCGUCGUCAUCAGAAUCCCCUUCGCUGGCUGUGGGACCAAUGUCACGUACAACGCCACCCACAUUUUCUACAACAACGUCAUCAAGUACGACUACACCGUUCUUGAAGGCCAAAUCAGCAGGGUCAACACCUUCCUUGUCAGGGUUACAUGCCAGAUGCCACGUGAGGCUGCGGUCACGCGACCUCUUGACCCUCAGACGCAGGUGGUCACUCAGAAAUCAACUGGACAGUUCAUUGUGACCAUGUCGUUCUACAGGAACAACACCUUUUCCAACCCCGAUCCCCAAGUUCCCCUACGACUGCCGCUGGGGGAGUGGAUCAACGUGGGCCUGCAGCUGGAGAACGUGCACGACCGGCUCAAGUUGAUUGUACCCGACUGUGUGGCCACCCCGAAUAAUGAUAUCAACAACCCUAUUAGAUACCCGCUGUUCAGAAACAGCUGUCGAGACGAACCAACACUGGCUUUCUUUAACCUGAAUCAGACGCGUUUUGGCUACCGGUACCAGCCGUUCGCGUUUGUUGGAUACGAGGAGGUGUUUCUGCACUGUGGUGCGUUCGUGUGCGUCCUUGAUGACCUGUCGGCCGAAUGCGACCGCAGCUGCAACAACGCCAAGGGUAACACCACGACUGGCCGCAGGAAGCGUGAUGCAAUGCCCAGGGAGAAAAUCUACAUUCACAGUGGCCCAAUGAUCGUGUACAAGUUAGAAAACUCCAUGACUGUACUGGAGAGGAUUGGAGAACCUCAAACAGUGUCCAGAACGUUCACAUUCCCUAUGUCGACAUCACCUCCACCACCAUCGCCUACGUCGACACCUUCCCCGCACGUUCAGGGCCGCGUUGGGACGUCGGUCAAGGUCAUCCACCACGAAACAACGACGAUGAAAAUUGACGACUUUGGCGGUAGUGGUGACGUUCCUGAUCAAGCAUCAAAGUCAACAAAAGUCCUGGAAGACGUCACAACUACAACAAAAGCUACAACUACAGCUGAUGCUACGACAACGCCUGCUGCUGAGACCACAAGACGUAAUAUCGAUACUACAACAAAGGAAUAUGUUACAACAAAAGACUACGAAACAACAUCGCGUCUUAAUGACGCAACAACACUGCGUCAAGAUGGCGCUGAAACAAAGACCGAACGACAAACGAGCACGGAGACGACACCUUCAAUGGUGGAUGCUUCCAAUGGUGUCGGGUUCCUCGUGGAAAGGGGAGUUAACUCUGACAACCCUCAAACGGCACAACAACAAGCCAACGCACUACAGGGCUACGUUCCAUCCUUUAUAUCAGCCAGUGUAAGAAGUGACGUCAGUUUAAUUUCAAUAUUCCUUUGUUUAUCUGCAUCUAUAGCUCUCAGAGUCUGUUCAUGAAGUCCAUACAUUAAACACAUACACACCACUCGUUUCCAUGACCACAAAUUUGCUCAUGUAUUUUCUUAUAUGAUUUUUUAAAAGUUGUAAUAACAGAUACAUGUCAGUGACAGUGCUUGUUGUGCUCAAAAUUGAAUUUGUGUUGCCUUCGUGUAGGCCCGCGAGUAAACGAACUUCCCAAGUGUGUGAUAUGUUGAAGCGGCCGUACAAGUAUAGUGUCCCUGUUUUACCGAUGUUCUUCAGAUAUAAGCCGGACGUAUGCACAAUUUAUUUAAUGUAUUGCUGUGCAGAGUUCAUUAUGGGUGUCAAAUACCUAUGUUCGUUGGAAGCGAUCCCUAAUUCGCCUUUUAUGACCUUCCUACCAAAUGAAGCUGACACACCGUGAUAUAAUUAAAAUAGUGUUAAAGUGGCCUUAAACCAAACCCAUUUACACACUCACGGACAAUAACGUACCUCUGCGCAGACUGGGCCCCACUUUGGGGUUUUACGGUAGUUUGAUUUUGUGACCCGUCCAUUAACGUAUGACAUGUUGCACAGAGGGAUUAUCAAUCGACUUUCUGUACGGAUUUAAUACCUACGUGAAAUACAGAUGAUAGUUUUGUGUUGGCCAGAAACAAACACGUCCACUGCAGCCUGGCUCACAAACAACGGGGCUGUCAUAAUGAAUUCUGAAACAUACUAGUAUAUAUGUUUGAUUCACGUCAAGUGUCUUAAUGCUCUGACUAUUUAUGGAGACUAUGUUGAUUUUGUAACUACUGUAUAUAUAUAUACACAACAUCCUCACGCAUACCCCCAGAUUUGCCUUGUUCUCAUAACAUCCCGUAGCCAUAUAACUGGAGUAGAAGUAUCAAAGCCAUGUUGCUGUCUUGCUCCUGGAACCCCGUUUAUCCAGACAGCCUCUGUUGAACUCAACCAGGAGCAGCAGUAUCAAAGCCCUGUUGCUGUCCUGGAGCCCCGUUUAUCCAGACAGCCUCUGUUGAACACAACCAGGAGCAGCAGUAUCAAAGACCGUUGCUGUCCUGGAGCCCAGUUUAUCCAGACAGCCUCUGUUGAACUCAACCAGGAGCAGCAGUAUCAAAGCCAUGUUGCUGUACUGCUCUGGAACCCCGUUUAUCCGGACAGUCUCUGUUGAACUCAACCAGGUCAUGUUUCGAAUCAGUGGUUUUUGUUCACCUACGUAAUAAGGUUUUCGAAUAAAAUUGCCCUGAAUUAUGUGUUUCCGGAUUCACGGGGUUUCACUGUAUAGAUAUUCUAUAUGUGAAAGGGUUCGUCAUUCCGUCCAAAUUGUCAACUGACGGCCAGUAUCAAAAUACUUGACAAGAUUAACUUAUAUUUAUUCCAUAUUUUUCAAUUAUAUCAUUUACAGCUGUCUGUACCUGUUAGUACACCAGCACUACUAUAUCAGAUGUCUCUGUGCUGCUGUUGUCGACUUUACCAAUAUCAUUAUUAAUCAUACUUGAUAUAGGCAAAAUGCCGGAAUUAUUUUUUCAAGGAUUGAUUUUCAAGUCAAAGUUUAUAUAACUACGGUGAAUUACGUCAUGUGUGUAGCAGGACGUAGUCCUGAGGUCUGUUAAACAUAGAGAUGUAGUCGGGAUGUCGCGAAUGACCUCCGUAAGCCGUCUUCGUUGCUGUGAUUGAUUUGUACAAUUUGAUUAGCGUGCCAGGAAAUGUGUUUUUAAGUACUCGGUUUACGGAAAUCAUAUUUUAAGUGGUUUUCUUCACGAAAAUUCAGCUAACGUACUAAAGCAACUGUUUUCAUUUUUUUAAGAUUUCACAUCCUGAUUUUUAAUUGUUUCUUUUAUUGUUUUAGAAUAGAAUUCCGUAAACCCAGUAAUGUAAUAAAGUAGUCCCUGAUCGUGGCAUUAUAGUUGUAUUCCCUGUAACAAGCCUCAACAAGUCAAUGCUUGGUUCGUUUUGUCUAACUAGUAGUUUGUUUGUCGUUAAUUUAACGACCCGUUGAAUUUGCUACACUUCUCGAACCUUUUCCCCUUUGGUCAUCUACGAACAAAUGGCGUGUUAUUAUCACCGUGAUAUGUUUAUGAUGGUCACCACAUCUACAUGAGCAGCGAAUUAUGUGACGUAGGAAUUUGCGUAGUACUACGCAUUUCAGGAAGUACUGCAACAUAGAAUUGUGGGAUGUGGCAACUAUCGUGCUAGCCUCUAACCCAGUGGUUAUCCAGCGGUCCUGCUACUGAUAUUUAACAACGGUAAACUAACGAGUCGUUAAGGGUCUAACGGGUGUUUAAACUUGUCAAUAGACUUGGUUCUUAGGGUGUAGUAAGGAUGAGAUUUUUAUGCAGUUAUAUUGGCGUUUGUCAUAGGAAAUACGACUUGUUGCCAUGACAGCAUUGCGCUUUGUAUAUUUAAGCAUACUGUGAUACGUUUUUGGGUGUUUUUUUAUAUGUGCCUUUGGUCAAGUGAUUAUUUUUAUUGUAUUUUUAUCUUGAUUUGGUAGUACGAUAAACAUGUAGUUUUGGUUUGGAAGUAGUCGUUAGCUAACAAUACAAUGAUUCUUCAUGUUAAGCAGUAAUUCAGUAAGUAUUAUAUACCUAUUGUAUAAGUGUUCUGUAACUAUUGUAUAAGUUUGACUUUAUCCAGGGACUGACCAUUAAAUGUAAUAUUUGGUGCGUGCAUUAUUCUUUCACAGAUUUUUGCCUCAGAAAAUACAGGUAAACAAAACGAUUGUCAAAUGUUUUACAGAAACUUGUUUAGCUCUCCUUUUAAGAAUGACAGAAGCGUCGGUCACCCAGCUCUCAGAAUAUAACAUGGUCGAUCCCUGGUGUGUUUCAGUAGUAAACAUACAUCUCAGGUUUUAAUGGUCAUUUUGUAGCAUAUUGACUUACAAAUUUUAAACUAAAGAUUAUUGUUUGUAAAUAUCUGUAAUUGAAUCUGUCAGUAUAAUGUUAUUUAAAUGUAUACUUACAAAUGUUGAAUAAACCGUUUACACAUAGA
Messenger RNA from Haliotis rubra (blacklip abalone), 5517 nucleotides. RefSeq names its product deleted in malignant brain tumors 1 protein-like. Lineage: Eukaryota; Metazoa; Mollusca; Gastropoda; Lepetellida; Haliotidae. The coding region runs from base 238 to 2565 and encodes 775 amino acids. The record is from RefSeq and is a predicted model, not a curated record. Gene Ontology annotation, cellular component: membrane. The transcript is spliced from 9 exons.